Molecule: messenger RNA, 760 nt
Organism: Spizellomyces punctatus DAOM BR117
Lineage: Eukaryota; Fungi; Chytridiomycota; Chytridiomycetes; Spizellomycetales; Spizellomycetaceae
Product: 60S ribosomal protein L15-A
Exons: 5
Coding region: 78-692 (204 amino acids)
Biological process (GO): cytoplasmic translation
Cellular component (GO): cytosolic large ribosomal subunit; ribosome
Molecular function (GO): RNA binding; structural constituent of ribosome
Source: RefSeq, a predicted model, not a curated record
CCGUCUUCCUUCCUUCUCGAGAGCAGAUCCAAAUAGUCGUCAGCGUUCCACCGACGUCUUGGAGUAGAUAAUUCGAAAUGGGUGCUUACAAGUAUCUCGAAGAGCUGUACAAGAAGAAGCAAUCGGAUGUUCUCCGGUUCCUUCUCCGCGUCCGCUGUUGGGAAUACCGGCAAUUGAAUGUCAUCCACCGGGCAUCCCGUCCCUCCCGCCCGGACAAGGCUCGUCGCUUGGGAUACAAGGCCAAGCAGGGCUAUGUCAUCUACCGCAUCCGAGUUCGCCGCGGUAACCGUAAGAGGCUUGCACCUAAGGGCCAGGUUUAUGGUAAGCCCGCUAGCCAGGGUAUCAGUGAGCUCAAGUACCAGCGAGCAGCUCGUGCUACGGCGGAAGAACGCGUCGGUCGCAAGUGCCCUAACUUGCGCGUUUUGAACUCGUACUGGGUGAACCAGGACGCUACCUACAAGUUCUUCGAGGUUAUCCUGGUGGACCCCCAGCACAAGGCCAUCCGUCGCGAUCCCCGCAUCAACUGGAUCGUGAAGCCCGUGCACAAGCACCGUGAGUCUCGCGGUCUCACUGCUAUUGGCAAGAAGAAUCGUGGCAUUGGCAAGGGCCACUUGCACAACAAAGUCAGGGGUGGUGGUCGCUACGCCAGCUGGCUCCGUCGCAACACUUUGUCUCUCCGUCGCUACCGUUAAGAUCAUUGUUAUGGCGGUGUAUAUUACAGCGUCAUCAAUAAUAAUAAGAUUUCGCCUACAUCCGUACA